Ficedula albicollis (Collared flycatcher) is the source of this 3043-nucleotide messenger RNA. It is a transcript of the gene GPC3, whose product is annotated as glypican 3. The transcript has 9 exons. The coding region runs from base 1 to 2094 and encodes 697 amino acids. The record is from RefSeq and is a predicted model, not a curated record. Gene Ontology annotation, biological process: positive regulation of canonical Wnt signaling pathway; regulation of protein localization to membrane; cell migration. Lineage: Eukaryota; Metazoa; Chordata; Aves; Passeriformes; Muscicapidae. Gene Ontology annotation, cellular component: extracellular region; plasma membrane; cell surface.
AUGGGUCUUGCUGCAUCAGCGGUAGAAAAGGCAACUGUGGACGGGCUGGUCCGCGUCCUAGAUAAAACUGAAUAUAAAGGCAGCCAUCAUGCAAAAACAUAUCGGCAAGUGCGGCUUGCGUUAGAACAACUGAACACUGAAGCUGAAGUCGUCCAAGCUAUACAAGACAGCAUUAAGGAAGCUGAGAAGGAUGAUGAAAAGAAUCAGAAGGGAAGAUGUGCCCAGAUGGGUAUUCUUGCCACCCCAGCUACAAAAGGGCCGUAUGAUGACCUCAUUCCCCCCUUCUGUCCCGACGAAGAGGUUGGUGGAGCUGCUCAGACAGGACCAAGUGCCCCUCCAAUGGAGGUAGACCCAUCCACUGUGCCCUUGCUGUCCGAGAAUCCAGAUAUACAAGUUGCUAAAAGGGUUAGAGAACUGUCCGGACACAUGCAGGAAUUAUUGAGCGAAUUGCAGAGGCUUGAUCCAGGCUCCAACAAACGGCGAAUUGAAGAGGCAUAUAAGAAAGCUUUGGAAGCUAUAAAAGAAGGACUAGAGAAUUUGAUCGAGGCGUGUGACCGAGCCCCCCUUGAGGAGGAGAAGAUAAAGGCAAAGAUCCAUGCUAGUGCUAUGGCAGUCGCGCUAAAGCAAAUGCCUACCCAGGGACGAGGAGGUCGAGGACCAAAUUGUUUUGCUUGCGGGCAACCAGAAGCCUUCGAAAUUGUAGUGCGGCAUGCAAGAAACUUCACCAACAGCAUGUUCAGGACCUACUACCAGAGCAUGGGGCCCAAGGCUCUUAAAUUUGUUGGAGAACUUUUUACUGAUAUCUCCCUGUACAUACUGGGUUCUGACAUCAGUGUCAAUGACAUGAUAAAUGAAUUUUUUGACAGUUUAUUCCCUUUGGUUUACUCUCACUUGAUUAAUCCUGGAUCCCCCGAUCCCUCUGUGGAAAUGACCGAGUGUCUGCGGGCGGCCAGGAGAGACCUCAAAGUCUUUGGGAGCUACCCAAAGACCAUGAUGACACAGGUGUCCAAGUCCCUGCAGGCCACACGAGUCUUUCUGCAGGCUCUGAACCUGGGCAUCGAGGUGAUAAACACUACUGACCACCUGAAAUUCAGCAAGGACUGCGGGCGGGCGCUGCUGAGGAUGUGGUACUGCUCCCACUGCCAGGGGCUGCUGCUGGCCAAGCCCUGUGCCAGCUACUGUGGGGCCGUGAUGCAGGGGUGCCUGGCGGGCGUCCUGGAGAUCCACAGCCUCUGGAAGGAGUACAUUGGGUCUCUGGAGGGGCUGACCAGAGGCAUGCAUGGCACCUAUGACAUGGAGCACGUCCUGCUGAGCCUGUUCUCCGUGGUGCGCGAUGCCGUCGUCCACGCGCAGAAGAACGAAGGGAAGCUCUCCACUGCUAUCAGCCGGCUGUGUGGCCACGCUCAGCAGAGGCAGGUCCGAUCAGCUAACUAUCCAGAAGACCUUUUCAUUGACAAGAAAGUCCUGAAAGUGACUCACAUUGAGCAAGAAGAAACUUUGUCAAGCAGAAGGAGGGAACUGAUUGCAAAGCUGAAGUCCCACAGCAGUUUCUACAGCAGCUUGCCAGAGUACAUCUGCAACCACAGCUCUGCUGUUCAGAAUGACACCCUUUGCUGGAAUGGACAAGAGCUCGUGGAGAGGUACAGUCCCCAGACCACAAGGAAUGGAGCAAAAGCCCAGGCUGGCAACCACGAGGUGAAGGUGAAAGGUCCAGAGCCAGUGAUCAGCCAGAUCAUUGACAAGCUGAAACACAUCAACCAGCUGCUCAGAGGGAUGACUCUGCCCCGUCCAAAAGCUGCAGGAAAAACCACGGAGGAGGAGGAGGAGGAGAGCGGAGACUGCGACGAUGAGGAUGAGUGUGGCCGAGGCUCUGGGGAUGGGGAGCUGCGAGUGAGGAACCAGCUGCGCUUCUUAGCAGAGCUGGCCUAUGACCUGGAUAUGGAUGACAUCUCUGCAAAUAAGCAGCUCCUGAACCAGCAAAGCAAAGAUGGUGCUGCAGUCCCCAGCAGCCACCCUGGGAGUGCAGCCACCCACCCCAGGCCUGCUGCUGGCAUCGCCCUGGUCCUCCCUCUGCUGCUGGGCCACCAGCCAUGAGCAGUUCUGGUGCCAUCACUCUGUGUCUCUCCAUGCCUUUUUUUUGGUGAGGAAGAUAUUUGGAACCUCUUCUGAAAUAUAUGCACAUGUCCAAAAACAGGACAGAUGACCUGAGUCAGUUUUUCAAGACUCUCCACAGGAAAAAAAGCCCAAUCAAAAAAGUGUUGGUUCAUGGCAACUAGUAAAUAUCUAACAAUGCUUUUUAAAGAUAAUCCUGUUUAAUAUAAGCAGGUUCAUAUUAAAUUGUGUUCCUUGCAGUUUUUGAACACUGAGGUCUCCCUUGCUGUUAAGGUGAAGACCAUAUUUCAUUUUGAGUUGUUCGAACAUGCAUGGGGUACAGAACACCUAUGGUUUAUGGAACACUCUCAGCAAAUAUACCCCUGAUCCUAGUUGACUUAAUUCAGAUUUUUUUCUGUAGUUCAAGCAGGUUUUGUACUUACUCCAAAUUGAAGUCUCCCCCCUGGGAAUCUGGUCAGGACAUAACAGAGAGCAUGUGAAGACAGGGGAGAGAGAAGAUGAGACACACAGCAGGAGGGAAGAUGCUGUGGAAGAGAAGCUGUCAUGCACUGGGAUUGUGGAGAUGUGCUCCCCUGGGCACAAAGCCCACCUGCAUCAUGACAAGUUGCAGGUGAUUUUGCUGCUCACCUCCCAGCCAGGUCCUGAAGCCCUUCAGUGCAGGUGGCUGAUCCCCACCAGCAUCCUUGUGGCACAUGCAACAACCUGGUUUCAUUCUUCAGAAGUGAAGCACCUGCUUUCCCACGGGAAACCUGCAGACACAGCUCCAGCCAAGGACAGACGGCGGGGAUGUACACGCUGUGCUUUGCAGGGUAGCAAUGACUGCCCAACGUGUUGUGCUAUGAAAGGGGAAAAGAAGAGGAUUUACAGCAGCCUGAGGCAGAUGAGACUCUUACUCAUGUGUUUCUUUGCAUGUUCCUUUACGUAAGCUAUC